AUGUUCGGCAUUCCGAAGUUCUUUGGCUGGAGAGGCCGGUCUCUCAACUUGGCUAUCAGUUCCCUUGGCAGUCUCGAUUUCUUGCUUUUUGGUUAUGAUCAAGGUGUCACGGGUGGUCUUCUUGACUUGCCCUCCUUCAUCAAAUACUUCCCCGAUAUCAAUCCCUUGGACCCUGCUAUCAAGGAUAACCAGCCUGCCCGAUCGCAGCGCAGUUUGAACCAAGGCAUUGCAGUUGCGUCGUACAAUCUCGGAUGUUUCUUCGGCUCCCUCUUGGUUAUCUUCAUCGGUAACCCACUUGGUCGACGAAGGACUAUCUUCUGUGGCUGUAUAAUCAUGGCUACUGGAGCCCUACUCCAAUGCACUGCUUAUUCUCUACCUCACUUCAUUGUUGGCCGAAUUGUUACAGGUGUUGGCAACGGCAUGAAUACAAGUACAGUACCGACAUGGCAGUCUGAAUCAGCGAAGUCACACGAUCGUGGUAAGAUGGUGAUGAUCGAGGGUAUGCUCAUCACAGGAGGUAUCACUCUUAGUUACUGGAUGAACUACGGCAUGUCGUUCAUCGGUGAUAAAGAGGUUGCCUGGCGGUUUCCUCUGGCCUUCCAGAUUCUCUUCGCUAUUAUUAUUUUCUGCUCUAUUCUCAACCUGCCCGAGUCUCCCAGAUGGCUCGUUAUGCAAGGCCGGAACGACGAGGCUUUGGAGAUUCUCGAGUGUCUAAAUGAGAAAUCUCGGGAUGACCCUUACAUCCAGAAUGAGCUCAUCGCCAUCCAGGAAACUGUCAAGGAAAUGAACAAGGGCUCCUUUAGAAGUCUGUUCAAGAUGAGCGAGUAUCGUGAAUUCCAUCGUGUGGCACUUGCCUACGUCAACCAGAUGUUCCAGCAGAUUUCUGGAAUUAAUCUUAUCACGUAUUACGCACCUCAACUAUACGCUGAGAUUGGUCUUGGAAGCGGCAGCCUACCAAAGUUGCUAGCCGCUUGCAACGGCACGGAAUAUCUCAUGGCUGCAUUUAUCCCUAUUUUCAUCAUUGAGAAAGCCGGACGUCGCCCAUUGAUGCUGAUCGGCGCCGCCGGCAUGUCAAUUUCCAUGGCCAUCCUAGCCGGUACCAACUACCGCUUGACUGCACUUGGAGACAGCCAAGCCGGUAUUGGUCAAGCCGUGUUCCUCUUCGUCUUCAACACCUUCUUCGCUAUCGGUUGGCUCGGAAUGACCUGGCUGUACCCCGCUGAGAUCGUGCCUCUGCGUAUCCGUGCUCCAACCAACGCACUGGCCACUAGUGCUAACUGGAUCUUCAACUUCAUGGUUGUCAUGAUCACCCCUGUUGCAUUCGAGAAUAUCGGAUACCAGACCUAUAUUAUUUUCGCUGUUAUUAACGCAUUCAUGUUCCCAUGUGUAUACUUCUUCUUCCCUGAGACUCGCUACCGUUCCCUGGAAGAGAUGGACGCUAUCUUUAAGAAGUCCACCAACGUCUUCGACUGUGUUACACUCUCCAUCAAGGAGCCAUACCGCUACGACAAGCAUGGUGAACUCAAGCCCGAGUACAUUGAGGAAGCUGUUCGCCGUACGAGCGUCGCCCCAGGCACUGAUGUGCACAUCGCUCCUGGGAAGUUUGAUAGCGAUGAGAGUGGUACUGAGGUCAAGAUUUGA
Molecule: messenger RNA, 1641 nt
Organism: Penicillium vulpinum
Lineage: Eukaryota; Fungi; Ascomycota; Eurotiomycetes; Eurotiales; Aspergillaceae
Exons: 6
Coding region: 1-1641 (546 amino acids)
Biological process (GO): carbohydrate transport; transmembrane transport
Cellular component (GO): membrane
Molecular function (GO): carbohydrate:proton symporter activity
Source: RefSeq, a predicted model, not a curated record